GCUAUCACCACCAGGGGAAACUAUAUAUGGAGCUGUCGCAUUUUCGUAAUAUUCUUAUCGAAAUAGUCGAUCUUACCCGUUUACACGCUGCAAGUCUGAACACGGAGUAAAAAUGAAGAUUUCUCUGGCUGUGGUACUUAUUUUUGGUUGUCUCCUUAUCGACUUUGCAGCAGGAAGGCCGAAGUGCGAUGACAGCCCGACACUGUGCACAUUGCAGUAUGACCCAGUCUGUGGCUCCGAUGGCAAAACCUACGGCAAUAUGUGCUUUCUGAAGGCCGCCAUAAAGUGCAACCCAGAUCUCUACAUGAAGCAUAAGGGUGCAUGCCCCGAACCAAACAUGGGAUGAGAUAUAAUCAUAGAAACUUUCCGUAGAUGGUGCACUAUUGAAGUCAACCAGUUUCGAAACGUUCAUUACGAAUUAGUGCAUAGUAAACGUAUGAACAGCAGGAGUGGAACAAUUAACAUAGAUACCAAUGAAAACAGUUUAAUUGCACUAUAUAACUAGUUGUACAAGCAAAAAGAAAUUAAGCGCAGUUAA
Molecule: messenger RNA, 538 nt
Organism: Nematostella vectensis (starlet sea anemone)
Lineage: Eukaryota; Metazoa; Cnidaria; Anthozoa; Actiniaria; Edwardsiidae
Product: PI-actitoxin-Avd5a-like
Exons: 2
Coding region: 113-346 (77 amino acids)
Biological process (GO): multicellular organism development; cell differentiation
Molecular function (GO): protein binding
Source: RefSeq, a predicted model, not a curated record